CUCGUACCAAAACAACUCGCCGAACGCCUUCAAGAUGGUGAACUUUACCAUGGAGGAGCUCCAGGCUAUUCAGAAGAAGCCGACCAACAUCCGGAACAUGUCCGUGAUCGCGCACGUCGAUCACGGCAAGUCGACCCUCACCGACUCGCUCGUCGCCGCGGCGGGCAUCAUCGCGGCGUCGGCGGCUGGCGACACGCGCCUGACCGACACGCGUCAGGACGAGCAGGACCGUUGCAUCACCAUCAAGUCCACCGGCAUCUCGCUCUUCUUCAAGGCGGAGGAGCACUACAAGCUCCCCCCCGACUCGAACGGCAACGAGUUUCUGAUCAACCUCAUCGGCGCGUUUGCCCGCUCCCUUGCCCAGCCCUACUCGCCGGGCCACGUUGACUUCUCGUCCGAGGUCACCGCCGCGCUCCGCGUCACCGACGGCGCGCUCGUCGUCGUCGAUUGCGUCGAGGGCGUCUGCGUGCAGACCGAGACGGUGCUGCGCCAGGCCAUGGGCGAGCUUAUCAAGCCGGUGAUCACCAUCAACAAGCUGGACCGCGCGUUCCUCGAGCUGCAGCUGCCGUCGGAGGACAUGUACCAGGCCUUCGUCAAGCACAUCGAGAACGUCAACGUCCUCGUCGCCACCUACAACGCCGAGGCGAUGGGCGAGUGCCAGGUCGACCCGACCAAGGGCACCGUCGCCUUCUCGGCGGGCCUGCACGGCUGGGCCUUCACGCUGACCAAGUUCGCGCGCAUGUACGCCAAGAAGUUCAACGUCGACAUCGAGAAGAUGAUGACCCGCCUCUGGGGCGACAACUACUUCAACCCCAAGGAGAAGAAGUGGAUCAAGGCGGCGGGCGGCGACGCGCCCAAGGGCCUCGAGCGCGCCUUCUGCCUCUUCUGCCUGACGCCGAUCGCGAAGAUCUUCAAGAACUGCAUGGACGAGCAGUACGACGCGGUGACCAAGAUGCUCAACGCGGUGGGCGUGCAGCUCACCAAGGAUGACCUGCAGCUCCGCCAGAAGCCGCUGCUCAAGCGGUGCAUGCAGAAGUGGCUGCCGGCGCACGACGCGCUGCUCGAGAUGCUGGUGCAGCACCUGCCGUCGCCGCGGCAGGCGCAGAAGUACCGCGCCGAGGCGCUCUACACGGGCCCGUCGGACGACAUCUGGUGCAACGGCAUCCGCGAGUGCGCCGCCGAGGGCCCCCUCGUCAUGUACAUCUCCAAGAUGAUCCCGACGCCCGACAAGGGCCGCUUCUUCGCCUUCGGCCGCGUCUUCUCGGGCACCGUGCGCACGGGUGCCAAGGUCAAGAUCAUGGGCCCGAACUACGUGCAGGGCAAGAAGGAGGACCUCUUCAUCAAGAACGUGCAGCGCACCAUCCUCAUGAUGGGCCGCAAGACCGAGUCGGUCGAGUCGGUCACCGCGGGCAACACCUGCGCGCUGGUCGGCAUCGACCAGUACAUCGUCAAGGCGGGCUCGAUCGCCGACGCGGACGCGACCGAGUGCCACCCGAUCGUCACCAUGAAGUACUCGGUCUCGCCCGUCGUGCGCGUCGCCGUGGCGCCGAAGAACCCCAACGACCUGCCCAAGCUGGUCGAGGGCCUCAAGCGGCUCGCGAAGUCGGACCCGCUCGUCGUUUGCUCCAUGGAGGAGUCGGGCGAGCACAUCAUCGCGGGCUGCGGCGAGCUGCACAUCGAGAUCUGCCUCAAGGACCUGCAGGAGGACUUCAUGAACGGCGCGCCCAUCAACAUCUCCGACCCCGUCGUCUCGUACCGCGAGACCGUCUCCGACGAGUCGUCGCGCACCGUCAUCUCCAAGUCGCCCAACAAGCACAACCGCCUCUACUGCAAGGCGCUGCCGCUCGGCUACGGCGAGGACGACGCGCAGACGCCCCUCGCGGACGCCAUCGAGGAGGGCGAGGUCUCGGCGGGCAUGGACCCGAAGGCGCGCACGCGCGUGCUCGUCGACAAGUUCGGCUGGGACAAGCAGACGACGCAGAAGAUCUGGUGCUUUGGCCCCGACGGCACCGGCCCUAACCUCGUGGUGGACGUGACGGUGGGCGUGCAGUACCUCAACGAGAUUAAGGACUCGGUGGUGGCGGGCUGGCAGUGGGUGUGCAAGGAGGGCCCGCUCUGCGACGAGACGUGCCGCGACGUCAUGAUCCACAUCCACGACGUCGUGCUGCACGCCGACACCAUCCACCGCGGCGGCGGCCAGAUCAUCCCGACCGCGCGCCGCUGCUUCCUCGCCUCGAUGAUGACGGCGUCGCCGCGGCUGCAGGAGCCCGUCUUCAUGUGCGAGAUCCAGUGCCCCGAGGCCGUGGUCGAGGAGAUCAACCGCCCCGGUACCCCGAUGUGGACCGUCAAGGCCUACCUGCCCGUCUCGGAGUCGUUCGGCUUCACCUCCUUCCUCCGCCAAAACACGGGCGGCCAGGCCUUCCCGCAGCUCGUCUUCCACCACUGGGACACGAUGCCGGGCGACCCCUUCACUAACAAGGACACGAUCGAGCUCGUCACCGGCAUCCGGAAGCGCAAGGGCCUCAAGGAGAUGAUCCCGCCCAUCUCCGAGUACGAGGACAAGCUCUAGCCGCGCCGCCGAGAGCCGCACGCACGCGGCGGGCGUAACGUGCCCCCUCCCCCUCUUCCCAUACCGCUGGAUUCCCCCUUUGAGCUCCGUUUGUCAUUCGGCGCCGGAUCGCGGCGGCGGAUGGAUUGCACCCCCCCGCACGAUGCUAAUGCCAUAGUGCAUCCUCCACUCGUGUGUGGUUUUGAGCGUACGUUGUGUAAACGAAAAAGAAGAGCA
This is a messenger RNA of Emiliania huxleyi CCMP1516, 2785 nucleotides long. RefSeq lists its product as hypothetical. Lineage: Eukaryota; Haptophyta; Isochrysidales; Noelaerhabdaceae. Gene Ontology annotation, molecular function: GTPase activity; translation elongation factor activity; GTP binding. Gene Ontology annotation, cellular component: ribonucleoprotein complex; cytosol. Bases 35 to 2569 code for a protein of 844 amino acids. The record is from RefSeq and is a predicted model, not a curated record. The transcript is spliced from 6 exons. Gene Ontology annotation, biological process: translational elongation.